Molecule: messenger RNA, 2093 nt
Organism: Biomphalaria glabrata
Lineage: Eukaryota; Metazoa; Mollusca; Gastropoda; Planorbidae
Product: RNA-binding protein cabeza-like
Exons: 18
Coding region: 144-1916 (590 amino acids)
Biological process (GO): regulation of DNA-templated transcription
Cellular component (GO): nucleus
Molecular function (GO): RNA binding; transcription coregulator activity
Source: RefSeq, a predicted model, not a curated record
AGAAGUUUCAUUUUUAGUUUGGUUUCACUCGUUGAAAAAUAACUGCCUUUCCAGUUCAACAACCAGAGAGGCCGUAUCUUUAGCGCUAGGCCUGAUCAAGUUGUGAUUAGGGCUAGGCCUUAAGGAUAUAAAUUACAAAAACUAUGGCAGACGCACAAUAUGGUGCAUAUGGACAGCAGCCUGUAGCAGGUCAAGGAGGUUACAACUAUGGUAACUACGGAGCUGCUGAUACUGCUUAUGGAACUCAACAAGGAUAUGGUCAGCCUGCUGCUGGGGGGUAUGAGCAGCAGCAGCAGCCUCAGCAAGCAUAUGCUGGAUAUGAUCAGAGUGCCUAUGGUGGUGGUGCUGGUGCUCCACAAUCUCAGGUUCCAACCUCACAGUAUGGUACACAGCCUCAAACUCAAGCACAGUAUGGUGGUAGUGGUGUACAGAUGGCAUAUGGUCAACAGGGAGGUUAUGCACAACAAGGGGGGGACAUGUCUGGAGCAUAUGGGCAAGGAGGUGGUUAUGAUCAAACAGCACAAAGUGUAGCCCCAGGAGGAUAUGGUCAGGCUAGUGGUGCUGGCUCAGAUCCAUAUGGUCCACCUGGAGGUUAUGGUGGGCAACAGAGUAGUGGAGGAUAUGGACAACAGGCUCAAGGUGGAUUUGGUGGUGGUGUUGGGAGUGCAGGCUAUAAUCAAGGCGGUGGUGGUGGAGGAGGAGGAGGCGGCUUUGGAGGCAAUGCUGGAGGUGCAGGAGCAGGGGGCUUUGGAGGACGUGGUCCAGGUCCAAGAGGAAAUGAUGACUACAGCCAAGGAGGAAAUGAUAACUUUGGUGGUGGAAGAGGAGAUGGUUUUGAUAAUGGAGGAAGAGGACUUGGGGGUGGAAGAGGCCGUGGUGGUGGUGGGGACCGAGGUGGUAGCGUAGGAGGUGGCGGUGGCAUGGGUGGAUUUGGCGGCAGUCGUGGUGGAGGUGGAUUCAACAAAUUUGGAGAUAGGGGUGGACGCGGCGGUGGCGGCUCCGGUGAUAGAGGCGGUGGCGGCGGCGGAUAUGGAGCAGGUCGUGACAUGGAGGUUCAACAGGACACAAUAUUUGUUUCUAACAUGGGAUCUGAUGUAUCUGAAGAUUUGUUAGUUCAGCAUUUCGGUAGCAUUGGUGUAAUUAAGACUGAUAAAAAAACAAAUACUCCAAAAGUUUGGAUAUACAAAGAUAAAAUGACCAAUAUGCCAAAAGGAGAAGCCACAGUCACUUUUGAUGACCCAGAUACAGCAAAGGCUGCCAUUGACUGGUUUGAUGGAAAAGACUUUAAUGGCCGUAUUAUCAAAGUAGAGCUCGCACAAAGACAGAGGAGUGCAUUUUCAAGAGGCGGUGGUAGAGGUGGUGGUGGUGGUGGACCCCCUAGUAGAGGAGGUGGAGGCUUUGGGGGAAGAGGUGGAGGUGAUCGAGGUGGCAGAGGAGAUAGAGGAGGUUUUGGUGGAGGAAAUGGUGGUGGUGGAGGUGGUGGCAGCAGUGGAGGUCCUGCAAGAGAAGGCGACUGGACCUGUCCCGUAGGCGAUUGUGGCAACACUAACUUUGCCUGGAGAGAUUCCUGUAACAGAUGCCAUGCUCCUCGCCCUGGAGGUGGUGGUGGUGGUGGUGGUGAUGAUAGAGGUCGUGGCAGAGGAAGAGGUGGUGGUGGUGGUGGAUUUGGUCGUGGAGGUGGCGGUGAUCGUUUUGGUGGAGGUGGCGGCGGACGUGGUGGUGGUGGAGGAGGUGGUGGAUUCAGAGACAGAGGAGAUAGAGAUGGAGGAGACAGAGGUGACAGGGGAGGAUUCAGAGGAGGUCGUGGAGGAGGUGACAGAGGGAGCCGAGGAGGAGACAGAGGUGGUAGGGGUGGUGGUGGUGGAGGAGGAGGAUUUGACAGGGAUAGAAAUGAUAGAAGAUCAAGACCAUAUUGAGUGUCCGCUACCUAGCACUUACAGAUUAGAUUUCAAGCUUCAUUUCAUGAGGGGAGGAGGGGGGGGGGAAGGGACCAUGUUUUUAUUUUCUGUGUACACAAACAUUCGUCAUUUUUUGUACAUUUUCUGUCAUUUGGUUUUAAUAUGUUGUAAAAUAAAAAUCUUGUACAAAUGUUA